CAUACAUACACACAUAUUGAACAUUAUUUAAAAAUGGUUGCCAGUACUGAUGCUCAAAAGAUUUGUAAGCAAGUCGAAUUCUAUUUCUCUGACUCCAACUUGCCUUAUGAUAAAUUUUUAUGGACUCUCCGUGCCAACACUCCCGAAGGCUGGAUUCCCAUUGAGACCAUUGCUAGUUUCAAAAAAAUGAAGAUGAUUACCGAGGAUUUAGAGGUAGUUGUCAAGGCUUUAAAGGAGCAUGAGAGUGAGAUUUACGAACUUGAUGCUGAAGCCAAGAACAUUAGAAGAAAGUCCGAAGUUGUUCAACAAGACCAUGCCGUGCGUUCCAUCUAUAUCAAGGGUUUACCUCUUGUCGAUAUCGAUGCUAAAGAUCCCGUCGCUGAACUUUUCUUGCUUCAAGAUAAAAUCGAUGAUCUUUUCAGCGAACAUGCCAAGGUUCUCUGUGUCCGUUUAAAGAAAACCAAUGAUCGUCCCAAGAAGUUCAAGGGAAGCGCUUAUGUCGAAUUUGAAACUGCUGAAGAGGCCAAGAAGGUCGCUGAAUUAAAACAAGUCGAAUUAGAUGGAAAGACAAUUGAGAUUUUAUACAAGCCUACCUAUCAUGAAAUGAAGGCUGCCGAAUAUAAGGAUGCUCCCUCCGCUAACCGUCCCAGAAACUUUUCUUUCAAUGCUUUCAAACCUCAUGCUGAAGCCAAGUUCGCUGGUAACAAGAGAAAGAGUGCUGGUUUCUCUAAGGCUGAACCCAAGAAGGCUAAGGUUGUUGAGGAGGCCAAGCCUGUUGAGGCUGCCCCCGCUGCUGCUGUUGCCACUGAGGAGGCCAAGCCUGUUGAAGCUGCUGCCCCUGCUGUUGAAGAGACCAAGCCUGUUGAGGCCGCUGUUGUUGAAGAGACCAACUAGAUACAUUUGUAAUUAAGAAAAAAAAAUGAUAAUAAAACAUGUGCCCUUUUUUUUUUAGCAUCCCAUA
Mucor mucedo is the source of this 961-nucleotide messenger RNA. RefSeq lists its product as uncharacterized. Gene Ontology annotation, molecular function: mRNA binding. Gene Ontology annotation, cellular component: nucleus. The coding region runs from base 34 to 894 and encodes 286 amino acids. The record is from RefSeq and is a predicted model, not a curated record. The transcript has 3 exons. Gene Ontology annotation, biological process: RNA processing. NCBI's taxonomy places the organism in Eukaryota, Fungi, Mucoromycota, Mucoromycetes, Mucorales, Mucoraceae.